AUGCCGGACGUCUUCUCAGUUCCCGUCUUCUUGAUCGUUUUUCGAGAAAGUUUAGAGACAGUGAUCAUUGUCUCGAUCUUGUUGGCCUUCCUGAAGCAAACUCUAGGUGGACCAGAUCGCGAUGCAAGAGUAUACAAGAAACUUGUAAAACAAGUUUGGAUGGGCAUCGGAUCUGGCUUCCUUAUUUGCUUCAUCGUCGCAGGUGGCUUGAUUGGCGCUUUCUACACUUUGGGAACGAACAGCUGGGAGUCCAGCGAAUACAAUUUUGAGGGCGCAUUUGCACUGGUCGCCGCAGUUAUCAUUACUGUACUAGGAGCUGCCCUGCUCCGCGUAGGCAAGAUGCAAGAAAAGUGGCGCGUUAAGCUGGCGAAGGCCAUCGAGUCACCCGUGAGGACCAGCGGCUCGAGGAGUGGGUGGCUCAAACGCUUUGCUGAAAAGUAUGCAAUGUUCAUUCUUCCAUUCGUCACGGUCCUGCGAGAGGGCAUUGAAGCGAUCGUAUUUGUCGCUGGCGUCACAUUUUCUGCUUCUGCCACAGCCAUACCCCUGGCUGUCGUGGUCGGUCUUGCUGUCGGUAUUAUCGUCGGCUAUAUUCUAUACAAGGGAGGUGCUUCAACAAAGCUUCAAUACUUCUUGGUAGCCUCUACAUGUCUAUUGUAUCUUGUUGCUGCCGGCCUUUUCUCUCGUGCUGUAUGGUAUCUCGAAACUCAGCAAUGGAACAAGACCGUUGGUGGUGAUGCUUCAGAACUUGGCGAUGGGCCAGGAUCGUAUGAUAUUGACAAGAGUGUCUGGCAUGUGAAUUGUUGCAACCCGGAAGCCAACGAUGGUAGUGGUUGGGGAAUAUUCAAUGCCAUCUUAGGCUGGACAAACUCAGCCACGUAUGGCUCCGUGAUCUCGUAUAAUGUGUAUUGGAUUUUCGUCAUGAUGGGAUUUUUCGUAAUGCGUUAUCAAGAGGUCAACGGCCAUUGGCCACUCAUGAGAGCGAGAAAGAGUUCGGACAACGCGGAAACCUCAGAAGACAACCAUGGAGGCACCUCGGAUGGAAGCACCCAAGGUAAGACUCGGACGACGGAGGCAACGGCAGCGGCUUGA
Molecule: messenger RNA, 1089 nt
Organism: Truncatella angustata
Lineage: Eukaryota; Fungi; Ascomycota; Sordariomycetes; Amphisphaeriales; Sporocadaceae
Product: plasma membrane iron permease
Exons: 4
Coding region: 1-1089 (362 amino acids)
Biological process (GO): iron ion transmembrane transport
Cellular component (GO): high-affinity iron permease complex; plasma membrane
Molecular function (GO): ferrous iron transmembrane transporter activity
Source: RefSeq, a predicted model, not a curated record